Molecule: messenger RNA, 1092 nt
Organism: Botrytis deweyae
Lineage: Eukaryota; Fungi; Ascomycota; Leotiomycetes; Helotiales; Sclerotiniaceae
Exons: 7
Coding region: 1-1092 (363 amino acids)
Biological process (GO): transmembrane transport
Cellular component (GO): membrane
Molecular function (GO): transmembrane transporter activity
Source: RefSeq, a predicted model, not a curated record
AUGCGUGGCAGCCGUAACCAACAGAGGCAAGAAGAUGUGCAAACUCCUUUUUUGCAAUUGAGAUUCAAGUGGUUGGUCUGGAGCCUGGUUGGUGUUCUGGAACUCCCUUUCGAAACUGGUAUGGCGAUGCGAACGAUUCCUCUAAUCGCAUCAAUUGUAUCUUAUAAAGAACAACUAUGCAUCAAGGUAUCUCAGGAUGUAAAUAAACUUUUAAUAAAUUGUCAAAAAGAUUAUGCAAUUCAGCAUGGCAGAUCAGUACGGGUGAUCGAUUCUGUCUCUGGGCAAUCUGGGAUUGGUACUGAGCUCAACGUGGACUACUGGUGUGGUCCCGUAUUAACCUUGAUUGGGGGCGGGGCAAGUGUGCCUCUUGCUAUUCUCAUGACGAUUGUAGCAGCUGUCACACCAUCAACUCAAAGAGUCUCAGUCUUCCCUUUUAUACACGGUACAGCUUUGGUAGUAGCAAUCCUGGGCUUUGGACUGAGUUCAACAACGAUGAAAUCUUUGGGGAACUAUGUCACACAAUUGGUUGGUCUCGCAUUGAUGUCUUUGGCUUUAAGCUUAAGCCUCCUCCUUCCAAAGGGAGAACCGGAGACUGAUUCUGCUUCAGAAUAUACCAAUAUCUCGGGCUCCAGAAUGCAGCCCAAUAGCAGCAGGCACGUGGUUAAUAGAUCAUUUCAUAAUCUCUUACAGAUUAGAUGUGCCACCCCGUUGUUAAUUGCUGGGAUCUUUGCUACACUCGGUCAGAAGGUUCAGAUUUUAAUCCUCCAAUACAUGCCAGAGCAGUUUAACAUCAGUUUCUCGGAAAUUUUCAAGCAUUCGAGUUUUAGAGUGUUAGUAUUAGAUUUAAUAAUUAUUACUCCAACUAUCAUUAUUAUAGCAUUAGUUAUCAAACUAUGCAAAUUCAUCAGUCCAGGAUCUCUCAGCUUCUUAUUAAACAAUAUUCUAAGUUUCAACCAAACUCUUAGUUUUCUUUUCCAAUACCGGAUACAACUAGAAGUCUCCCCCAGAGCCAUUUCACGUACUCGAGAAUUCGCACAUCGCACCCCCUCAGAGCCCAAGCCCCUCUCUCCCAUUACCCUCUCUCCCAACUAG